AUGGACUCCAACAUCAACAAACUGGCGGAACCCAAACGGUCCACGAAGACCACGGAGCGUCGACGCCCAGCACCCGUACACCGAAUUAUCGAGACCUCUACCAUAUACGCCAUGCACGAGGGCAGUCACACAUUGGUCAACCCUUUGGGCGGCGGAGCGGAGGAGUGUCAGGGGAAAGUGAACCAGUACCAAAUCAUCAAGGAUAUCGGUUCAGGGGCGUAUGGGAGAGUGGUACUAUGCAGGAACGAGCAGGAUUCUCGAUAUUAUGCAUGCAAAAUCAUCUCCAAAUCUCGAUUACGGAAGAAGUUCCGAUGGUCGCAAUCACUCCCUGUCCGCGGUGGUUCGGCGGGCAGUGGGAGUGGGAGCUCCGGCAUCAACGAUCAUUUGGGCAGUAUCAAACGUGAGGUGGCCAUUUUGAAGAAAUUAUCGAAACAUCCCAACAUCAACGCCUUGGUUGAGGUUUUGGACGAUGGGAAGGAGGAUAACCUAUAUAUGAUUUUCGAACUUUGUGAGUACGGACCGAUCAUGAAGCUCCAGAUGCGCCAGAGUGUGAAUCCCCUAUCCGAAGAGCUGGCCCGCACGUACUUCCGUGAUGUCGUGCUCGGGAUUGAAUACCUUCAUUACAAGCGUAUCAUCCAUCGUGACAUCAAACCGGAGAACCUGCUCCUAAAGGCCGCAGCACCCUUUGGAAUUGUACAGAUUGCGGAUUUUGGGAUAUCGAAUAUGUUUGAGGACGGCGAGGAAGAGCCUAUCGUUGACGACAAAAACUCUUCCCCGCUAUUCACCCCGCCAGAGGCCUGCGAGAGUAAGUCGGACACCCGACAACUGCGCGGAUAUGCUAUGGACAUUUGGGCGCUCGGGGUGUCCCUCUAUUGCCUCACACACGGUCGCGCACCGUGGGAAGAUGAGAGCGUGGUCUUGCUUUACGAAAAAAUCGCGAGCGGAGCUCUAGACAUAUGCGACGAUCUUUCACCAAAUCUGAAGGAUCUUCUGACUCGCAUGUUGCGGAAGAAUCCUGAUGAGCGAAUAAGCCUUCAGGAUGUAAAACAACAUCCUUGGACAACGAAGGACGGCACCGACCCAAUGCUGCCAACCGAGGAGAACUGCGUGUUCGAAGAAGUUACUGAGGAAGAAGUUGAGAACGCUUUCCAGCCUGCGAUGAUGUUUGUCACAAAGGUGCGUGGCUGGUCCCGUUGA
Fimicolochytrium jonesii is the source of this 1197-nucleotide messenger RNA. RefSeq names its product kinase-like domain-containing protein. NCBI's taxonomy places the organism in Eukaryota, Fungi, Chytridiomycota, Chytridiomycetes, Spizellomycetales, Powellomycetaceae. Gene Ontology annotation, cellular component: cytoplasm. The coding region runs from base 1 to 1197 and encodes 398 amino acids. Gene Ontology annotation, biological process: protein phosphorylation; intracellular signal transduction. The record is from RefSeq and is a predicted model, not a curated record. The transcript has 4 exons. Gene Ontology annotation, molecular function: protein serine/threonine kinase activity; ATP binding.